Messenger RNA from Phyllostomus discolor (pale spear-nosed bat), 2194 nucleotides. It is a transcript of the gene NIBAN3, whose product is annotated as niban apoptosis regulator 3. NCBI's taxonomy places the organism in Eukaryota, Metazoa, Chordata, Mammalia, Chiroptera, Phyllostomidae. The coding region runs from base 179 to 2116 and encodes 645 amino acids. The transcript has 14 exons. The record is from RefSeq and is a predicted model, not a curated record.
UCCCCCCAACACACACAUGGGGGGCCAAGCCCUGGCGUCUGGCCCCUGGCAUUUGUCUUCACAACAUCCAGGCUCCUCACAGGCCAUCCUGCUCCCAGAGAGCCUCUGAACCUGGGGAGCCGUGGGGUGGAGAGGGGUGUCUGUUCCACUCUAGGGGAUCCUGGGACACUGCAGCAGGAUGGGUGGGCGGCCUUCAAGCCCCCUGGACAAGCGGCAGCAGCAGCACCUGAGGGGCCAGGUGGACGCCCUGAUGAAGAACUUCCUGCCCCAGUACCGCGUGCAGCUAGCAGCCUCAGUCCUGCGCCAGAUUUCCCGGGAGCUGGUACCCCAGGAGCUGGCUGGAUGCCAACUACUGCACAGCAAAAAGCUGCCCCGAGUCCGUGAGCACCGAGGGCCCCUGAUCCAGCUGCAGGGCCACCCACUUCAGUGGCAGCCAGUCUUCUGUGUCCUUCGUGGGGAUGGCCGCCUGGAGUGGUUCAGUCGCAGAGAGGAGUAUGAAAAUGGGGGCCGUCCUCUGGGCUCUGCAGCCCUGACAGGGUACACAGUCCUGACUUCCCAGCAUGAAUAUCUCCACCUGUUGGACACUCUCUGCCCAGAUUCCCCAGGAGACCAUACAGAGGAAGAGCCUGAACCCCUCCUGGAAAUGCCUGUGAACUUCCCCCUGUUCCUUCAGCAUCCCUUCCGAAGGCAUCUCUGUUUCUCUGCAGCCACAGGGGAGAUGCAGCGUGCAUGGAGGCUAGCCCUGCAGGGUGGCAUCCGGCUUCGUGGCACAGUCCUGCAGCGAAGUCAGGCCCCCGCCGCCCAUGCCUUCCUGGACACCAUACGGCUCUACCGGCAGCACAAAGGCCACUUUGGCCACGACGACAUGACACUGGGCUCGGACGCCGAGGUCAGUGCCGCGCAAGCCCGCACCGGGACCCCCAGAAACUCUCUAGGCCCACACCGGAGCCCACGGUCCCCUCUUCUGCAGGUGCUGACCGCGGUGCUGAUGCGGGAGCUGCUGCCGGCACUGCAAGCCCAGAUCCAGACGGGCUUGCGAGGGGCCGGCCGAGCCAGGGCCUGGGCCUGGACAGAGCUCCUGGAUGCAGUUCACGCCGCCGUCCUGGCCGGAGCCUCUGCGGGGCUCCGCGCUUUCCAGCUCGAAAAAGACGAACUGCUCGCGGCCUUGGAUAGGACUAUCCGCCCGGACGUGGACCACCUUCUGAGGCUGCGAGGGCGCGUGUCAGCGAAGCUGCUGGCUGAGGUCCAGGGCCCCCUGGAGUCGUGCCUGAGCAGAAAGGUGGAUGCGCAGCUGCCCCGACUCACACAGACUCUGCUCAGUACCGUGGAAGCAGCACUUGCGGCAGUGCAGACACUCCUAGUCCAGGGCAUGGACCGCCUGUCUCGCCACCUGCGUGGGAGCCCCUCCAGCACCCGGCUGCGGAAGGAGGUUUACUCAUUCGGUGAGAUGCCAUGGGAUCCAGAGCUGAUGCAGACCUGCUACCGUGAGGCUGAGCGGAGCCAGGGCCACCUGGGGCAACUGGUGGCACUGUUCGGCUUCUCUGGAGUACGAAGUCUGGUGUUUGGGGCCCAGGAUCUCUCACAGCAGCUCAUGGCUGAUGCCGUGGCCACCUUCCUGCAGCUAGCUGACCAGUGUCUGACCACAGCCCUGGACUGCAUCCAGGCUGCCCAGCAGCUGGAGAAAGUCAGGGGGCGUGUGCUAAAGAAGUUCCAGUCGGACAGUAGCUCAUUCCAGAGGAAGUUCGUCCGCAGGUGGCAGAUCUGCAUCUUUUUGCCCUUUGUGCUGAGCCAGCUGGAGCCAAGUUGCAAAGCGGAGCUGUCUGAGUUUGAAGGGGAGGUUCUUGCUGUGGGCAGCCCUGCCCUGACCAUCGAGGGCAUCUAUGAGGAUGUCAUUCAGGGGGCCCUGCUGCAGAGGAUUGACAGAGAAUUGAAAAAGGCCCUGGGUGCCAGCGAUGUGUCCUGUGCUCUGGAUGGCUGCUCAGAAGUCCCAUGGAAACAGGCGGAAGCAGAUGAGGAAACUGAGGCUCAGAGAGGGACUUGCCCCAAGCAGCCAGGCACCUGCACUGAGGUCCAGCCACUCUACCCACUGCUGCCUCCAGGGACAUUCUGGAGCUGAACCUGCCUACAGCCAUCUUCAUUACCGGUGGAUAAAUGUCUGCUAGUAGAAUUUCUGAGUUAUAUGAAUGAUUUCAAG